GAACUAUGGCCAUCAACGAUUCCCUCCAUAUUCCGACCAGUGCGUCGAUCAUCGUCAACUUUACAGCAGCACUGUCCACCAGCUACCAGGAGCUGUUUGUCAAUCUGCAGCUGAACGAGGCGUCGGGUCUCGGGUCGGUGUUUGAUGAUCGGCAUCGGGCCAAUGUUACGAUCGGUUGCAGCAGGGCAUGUCUGUCGUGGAAGAAGCUCGUGCUUGUGGCACUGUUUUGUCUGCUGAUAGUGAUCACCGUCGUCGGGAAUACGCUGGUGAUCCUGUCCGUGCUAACCACGCGACGGCUACGCACCGUCACAAACUGCUUCGUAAUGAGUUUGGCUGUGGCCGACUGGUUAGUCGGUAUUUUCGUGAUGCCUCCCGCCGUCAUCGUGUUUGUUGUUGAAUCAUGGCAACUGGGCUGGAUCCUAUGCGACAUUUGGAUAUCACUCGACGUGUUGCUCUGCACAGCCUCCAUCCUUAGCCUCUGUGCAAUCAGCGUUGAUAGAUAUCUGGCCGUUACGAGACCGCUCACCUACUCGAAACGAAGACGCUCCAAGCGGUUAGCACUGUUGAUGAUUUUCGUCGUGUGGCUGGUAGCGCUAGCAAUAACCUGUCCUCCAAUUCUUGGCUGGUACGAUCAGGACCGAAGGACACUACAGACGUAUGAGUGCCACUACAACCAGAACAAGGGCUACGUCGUGUUUUCCGCCAUGGGGUCCUUCUUCAUCCCGAUGACCGUGAUGCUGUACGUCUACUCGAAGAUAUGCUGUGUGUUGACGUCUCGCCAAAACAGGAUGACCAAAACGGAGGCGACCGAAAAGAACUGCGAUAUCGAAGUGGACAACUGUACAUCGGAUGCCGACACCAGUCCACGACAAAUGGCGAGUGGAGCGUACGGUGGACGACAUGCACUUUCCACCGGCCACUAUCCAAAUGGUAGCAGCAGCAACAACACCUCUCACCAAACAUUGUACGAGUUUCUUAGUUCGACACGUACCACACCGAAUGCAGCCUCCCGUGGCACCCAGAGCACCACACGGAACGGUAGCAAUGCAAGCGGCAUGUCCAAAUUCUCCGGUGCUACAUUUGAACUGCGACCCAUCAACACGGUGCAGUUCAGCGCAAGCCAAAUCUCGCUCUCAGAAUCCUGCGCUUCAAAUGUGACGACCAAUGCGACUAAGAUACGUUUACACGGGAAACGCAUCCCGAUUCGCAUCUCAUCGCUAAAGCGUGAAACGAAGACGGCCCAAACGCUCAGCAUGGUGGUGGGAGGAUUCAUCGCCUGCUGGCUACCAUUCUUCGUGUACUAUCUGCUGAUGCCAUUCCUGCCCGAUGACUCAAAAAGUGACGACCUGAUGGAGUUCUUGACCUGGCUCGGAUGGAUUAACAGCGCUAUCAAUCCGUUCAUUUACGCGUUCUACAACGUUGACUUCCGGGUGGCGUUUUGGCGCCUUACGCUGCGGAAGUUCUUCAAAAACAAGCACAACCUCACCUUUUACAAAUCGUAA
Molecule: messenger RNA, 1502 nt
Organism: Anopheles maculipalpis
Lineage: Eukaryota; Metazoa; Arthropoda; Insecta; Diptera; Culicidae
Product: probable G-protein coupled receptor No18
Exons: 5
Coding region: 6-1502 (498 amino acids)
Biological process (GO): adenylate cyclase-activating adrenergic receptor signaling pathway
Cellular component (GO): membrane
Molecular function (GO): G protein-coupled receptor activity
Source: RefSeq, a predicted model, not a curated record